Molecule: messenger RNA, 3797 nt
Organism: Jaculus jaculus (lesser Egyptian jerboa)
Lineage: Eukaryota; Metazoa; Chordata; Mammalia; Rodentia; Dipodidae
Product: zinc finger MIZ domain-containing protein 2-like
Biological process (GO): regulation of transcription by RNA polymerase II; protein sumoylation
Molecular function (GO): SUMO ligase activity; zinc ion binding
Source: RefSeq, a predicted model, not a curated record
CCGGGCCGCGCGGAGCCAGGACAGCUACUCCCAGAUAAAUACUGGCACACCUGGCCUGUAGGCUGAGCCGUUGCCAAUGAACUCCAUGAACCCCAUGAAACCUGCCCUGCCCCCAAUGCCACACGGUGAUGGUUCAUUUGCAUAUGAGUCUGUGCCUUGGCAACAAAGUGCCACUCAGCCAGCUGGGUCAUUGUCUGUGGUCACUACUGUGCGGAGAGUUGGCAACGCGACCCAGACCCAGGUUUUGGGGAACCCCAUGGGCCCUGCAGGAAGCCCUUCUGGUGGCUCCAUGAUGCCUGGUGUGGCAGGUGGCAGCUCUGCCUUGACUUCCGCUCAGUGCCUGGGACAGCAGGCGUUUGCUGAAGGUGGCGCUAGCAAGGGCUAUGUGCAGCAAGGCGUGUAUGGCCGUGGGGGCUACCCUGGGGGGCCCAGCUUCACCACUGGGUAUGCUGGCAGCCCUGGCGGCCUGGGCCUCCCCUCCCAUGCUGCGCGUCCCUCCACUGACGACUUCACACAAGCAGCAGCUGCAGCUGCCACGACCGCUGCUGCAGCCACUGCCACAGCCACGGCCACAGCCACUGUGGCUGCCCUGCAGGAGAAGCAAAGCCAGGAGCUCAGCCAGUAUGGAGCGAUGGGGACUGGACAGUCUUUUAACAGCCAAUUUUUGCAGCAUGGAGGUCCCCGGGCACCCAACGUUCCCCCUGGCAUGAACCCUUCUGGCAUGGGAGGAAUGAUGGGUCCCUCUGGCCUCUCCUCCAUGACUAUGAACCCCACCCGGGCAGCUGGCAUGACACCUUUGUAUACAGGACAGCGCCUACCCCAGCAUGGGUACCCUGGCCCUCCCCAGGCCCAGCCAUUGCCCCGACAGGGGGUUAAGAGAGCCUACUUGGAGGUGUAUCCAGGGCAGCAAUACCUGCAAGGAGGCCAGUAUGCACCCAGCACUGCCCAGUAUGCACCCAGCCCUGGGCAACCCCCUGCCCCCUCACCCCCACGAAUAACGAGGUCCCGCGGGUCGGGACACUACCCUGGGCACAGGCUGCCCCUGCAGCAGGGUAUGGGCCCUGCAGGACUGCAUUACAAGCUUGCAGAGCAGUUCAGCGGGCAGGGCGCCAACUUCAGCGGGGGCAGCAUAGGCUACAGCCAGCCCAGCCUAAGUGGGCCUGCCCGCUCCAUCCCUGGCUACCCCAGCUCCCCGCUGCCAGGGAACCCUACACCACCCAUGACGCCCAGCAGCAGUGUUCCCUACAUGUCCCCAAGCCAGGAGGUCAAGUCUCCUUUCCUGCCUGACCUCAAGCCAGGUCUCAGCUCUUUGCACCCAUCGCCUUCUGGAAGUGGCCCUUGUGAUGAGCUGCGCUUGACCUUCCCAGUACGAGAUGGAGUGGUCCUGGAGCCUUUCCGCCUGCAGCACAACCUGGCUGUGAGCAACCAUGUCUUCCAGCUCCAAGACUCUGCCUACAAGACACUGAUGCUGAGGCCUGACCUAGAGCUGCAGUUCAAGUGCUACCACCACGAGGACCGGCAGAUGAACACCAACUGGCCCGCCUCGGUGCAGGUCAGCGUCAACGCCACGCCCCUCACCAUCCAGCGUGGAGACAAUAAGACUUCCCACAAGCCCCUCUACCUGAAGCAUGUGUGCCAGCCUGGCCGCAACACCAUCCAGAUCACGGUCACCGCCUGCUGCUGUUCCCACCUCUUCGUGCUUCAGCUGGUGCACCGUCCAUCUGUCCGCUCCGUCCUGCAGGGCCUCCUCAAGAAGCGCCUCUUGCCAGCUGAGCACUGCAUCUCCAAGAUAAAGCAGAACUUCAGUAGCGGCACUCUCCCUGGUACCCCUGGGCCUAAUGGAGAGGAUGGGGUGGAGCAGACGGCUAUCAAGGUGUCCUUGAAGUGCCCCAUCACCUUCCGCGGGAUCCAGCUCCCUGCCCGUGGUCAUGACUGUCGUCACAUACAGUGCUUUGACCUGGAGUCAUACUUACAACUUAACUGUGAGCGGGGAACCUGGAGGUGCCCUGUGUGCAACAAGACGGCAUUGCUGGAGGGCCUAGAGGUGGACCAGUACAUGCUAGGCAUCUUGAUUUACAUUCAGAACUCCGACCACGAGGAGAUCACCAUGGACCCCACGUGCAGCUGGAAGCCGGUCUUGAAGCCCGACCUGCACAUCAAGGAGGAGCCGGAUGGGCCAGUGCUGAAGCGCUGCCGCACCGUGAGCCCUGCCCACGUGCUCAUGCCCAGUGUGAUGGAGAUGAUUGCAGCCCUGGGCCCUGGCUUUGCCCCUUUGCAGCCCCCCUCAGCUCCUGCCCCCAGCGACUACCCCAGCCAGAAUUCCAACUUUUUGGGCCCUGGAAUCUUCCCAGAGUCUUUCCCAACUACCACACCCAGCACCCCAAGCCUUGCUGAGUUCACCCCAGGGCCACCCCCCAUCUCCUAUCAAUCUGACAUUCCUAGCAGCCUCCUGACUCCAGAGAAGUCUGCCCCUUGUCUCCCGGGCCAGAUGGCACCAGCAGGCCACCUGGACCCAGCCCACAAUUCUGGACCACCAGGGCUGCACACCUCCAACCUUGUGCCCCCCCAGGGUCCCCAGCUGCACCAUCCAAACCCUUCCCCUGCAUCCCGGCAGCCUGGGCCAGGGAGCACAGGGCCCAUCAGUGAGUUGGCCUUUAAUCCUGCCACAGGCGUGAUGGGCCCCCCCAGCAUGCCUGGAGCUGGGGAGGCCUCAGAACCAGCUCUGGAUCUGCUCCCAGAACUGACCAACCCCGAUGAGCUGCUCUCCUACCUGGGCCCACCCGACCUUCCUACAAACAGCAGUGAUGACCUGCUCUCACUAUUUGAGAACAACUGAUCCUGUGUUAAACUUCAGCCUGGUGGGGACAACUCAAAGAUAUCACUGCAAACUUCCCUUCUCACCAGCUCCACAGGACGGCUGGUGGUCCUCCCUGAACCCCUCCCGUGCAUAUGGCCCAAACCAGGACCUGCCACUGCUGGCCCUCUCAGAACUGGAAGUAGCCCUGUGCUCCAAGGGGCUCCAGGCCAGUGACCCUCACCACCUUCCCUCCACCGAGCUCACUGCUACAGAAUGGGUCUUGCCAAGGUGCCCUGCCAGCCUCUGCCUAGCCAUGUGUACACACCUCAUACCCUCGUCUCAUGGCCUUGCACCUUGUCUUUUCGCCCUGCCUGCUUCUCCCACCCAGCCUGCAUCUUGUCUAGCAUUGACCCUUCUGUUUCUACUCCUCCAGAGAAGAGCCAGGUAUGAGAUAAGCUGGCUCUGCCCCUCGGCCUGCAGCGCCACUGGCCUGCGCCUGGCAUUCUCAGCUCAGAGCCGUGCAGAGUGCCAGCCUUCCAGGGCCUGGUGCUCCAGUCAGCCAUGUGUGAUGUGGGGCUCCUCUCCCCACCCUGAGCUUGAGGCUGAGGUGGGGGUGGCUAUAAAGCACAACAAUGUACAUAGUGUCGAAACGCUAACAGCUGGGAAAGGGAGGGGACAACCAUUUCAGUCAGCAUGUUUCCUCUGGGCCAGCCCAGGCCUUCCCUGUGCUGUUUGUCCCUUUCUGAGUGCGGACAGCUUGAAGGGAUGUUCUAGUGGGGAGGGGGACAGUGAGCUGCUCUCCCAAGUUGCCCUUUUCUGUGAAAGUGAAGAAUUAGAUCAGCUGUGUGUUUUUUAAAACCACCUCAUCUCCACCCUGUGGAACCACACCCAGGUUGGGGGAGGCUGUUGCAUCUGCUGGCAAGGUGCCCAACCCUGCAAGCAGGGUGCCUGGCCUGUUGUGUCUCCUGUCUGUGCGGUCUUAUUAAAGGACUCCCUCGUG